Messenger RNA from Trematosphaeria pertusa, 1327 nucleotides. RefSeq names its product ZIP zinc/iron transport family. Bases 29 to 1183 code for a protein of 384 amino acids. Gene Ontology annotation, biological process: zinc ion import across plasma membrane. The transcript is spliced from 3 exons. Gene Ontology annotation, cellular component: plasma membrane. The record is from RefSeq and is a predicted model, not a curated record. NCBI's taxonomy places the organism in Eukaryota, Fungi, Ascomycota, Dothideomycetes, Pleosporales, Trematosphaeriaceae. Gene Ontology annotation, molecular function: low-affinity zinc ion transmembrane transporter activity.
UCUCCGCGGACGAAACCAGGUGCCCGGAAUGGCCACGCCUUUGGAACUGGCACGCCUUGUCGUGCGCCAGGCCACCGACACACCGGCCGCUACCCCCGAGGAAGACGCAACAUCCGGAACCUGUGCCACCGGCAAUGACUAUGACGGGCGCAUGGGCGUCCGAAUUUCUUCAAUAUUUGUCAUCCUCAUUGGUUCCUGCUUGGGCGCCAUAUUUCCUGUCUUUGCGAGACGAUCGCGUGGUGCACUGAAGGUUCCAGAUUGGGCCUUCUUCAUCGCCAAAUACUUUGGAUCGGGUGUUAUCAUCGCCACAGCUUUCAUCCAUCUUCUUGCCCCCGCUAACGAGGCCCUUGGGGACGAGUGCUUGACGGGCGUCAUAUCCACCGAGACAUACCCUUGGCCGGAAGCGAUAGCACUUAUGAUGGCCUUUGUCAUGUUCUUCUUGGAGCUCAUGACCAUGCGCUACGCCAAGUUCGGCGAGGACGCUCAUGCUGGCCACGCACAUGGCCCUCACCCGCCGGCCGAUAACCGGAAUACACCGAGUCUAGACGACCGCAACAAGGAAAACCCUAAUGACGAAGGGACCGACAACCACUAUACUCCCGGAGUUGACCAUCUCGGACAUGCUCGAGACCACCGGGACAAUGCGGAUAUCGAUGAGGACUGGCAACGAGGUGGCGUCGUUCCCGAGACGUAUUCCGCCCAGUUGACCUCCAUCUUCAUUCUCGAAUUCGGAGUCAUCUUCCAUUCCGUCUUCAUUGGUCUGACCCUUGCUGUCGCCGGCGACGAGUUUAUCACGCUCUACAUUGUCCUUGUUUUCCACCAGACAUUCGAGGGUCUAGGUCUAGGGUCCCGACUGGCAACGGUCCCGUGGCCCAAGACCAAGAAGUGGACUCCUUAUCUCCUCGGCCUGGGUUACGGUCUCUCGACACCCCUCGCUAUCGCUAUCGGUCUGGGCGUCCGCAAGACAUAUCCACCAGAGUCAAGGACCACGCUCAUCACCAACGGUAUCUUCGACUCCAUCAGUGCCGGCAUUCUGAUCUACACUGGGCUUGUCGAGCUCAUGGCUCAUGAGUUCAUGUUCUCGCCCUACAUGCAGAAAGGGCCGGUGAGCAGGACACUGUGGGCGUUCUUGCUCAUGGUUCUUGGCGCUGGAUUGAUGUCCCUGCUAGGUUACUGGGCUUGAACGCACUGAGCUUGGCAUUGGCUAACCCGACCAUCUCAUAGCAAUCUUCGAGCUCCGUAUUUCAAGUACCUAGGGAUUCAUCUGGGAGCGUAACAUACCGUGCAUAAUUCAUAUUGGUCUUGGUUAUGUCUCCCGUGUUGGACC